GAUCGGAGUUUCGCUCUGCCUCUCGCUGUGUGGAUUCCAGCUCUCACAGCCUGCUGCCUCCUUGUUAUUGGAAACUCGCACCAGACCACCGCCGAGGAUUUCUCUAUUGGAGAGUAAGGAGCUGUGAUCGGAGCUUCUUUUGGGACAUUAGGGUGAUUCACGCAGCAUGGAGAUGAACGGCCGUGCCCUGCCACCAUCGAUACCUGAGGAUGGCGAAGCCCCGGACCACAUUUUUCACGGGGAGAUGAACGGCUACCACCAGAGGCUUCACGGUGGGGAUGCGGGAGAGGCUGAAGUCCCCGUGUCCAAAUCCCAGAGGCGGAAAAGUGACGUCAAAGUCUAUAAGGAGUUUUGUGAUUUUUAUGCUCGCUUCAACAUGGCCAACGCGCUGGCCAAUGCCAUGUGUGAGCGCUGCAAGAGCGGCUUUGCCCCAGCAGAGAAGAUCGUCAACAGUAACGGCGAGCUUUACCACGAGCAGUGCUUCGUCUGCGCCCAGUGCUUCCAGCAGUUCCCGGAGGGGCUCUUCUACGAGUUCGAAGGGAGGAAGUACUGCGAACAUGACUUCCAGAUGCUUUUCGCUCCCUGCUGCCACCAGUGUGGGGAGUUCAUUAUUGGCCGCGUGAUCAAGGCGAUGAACAACAGCUGGCAUCCGGACUGCUUCUGCUGUGAUAUCUGCCAGGCCGUGCUGGCAGAUGUUGGAUUUGUUAAGAAUGCUGGGAGGCACCUGUGUCGUCCGUGCCAUAAUAGAGAGAAAGCUCGGGGACUGGGCAAGUACAUCUGCCAGAAGUGCCACGCCAUUAUCGAUGAGCAGCCGCUGCUGUUCAAGAAUGAUCCCUACCACCCCGACCACUUCAACUGCAGCAACUGCGGCAAGGAGCUGACAGCUGAUGCCAGGGAGCUGAAGGGGGAGCUCUACUGUCUCCCCUGCCAUGACAAGAUGGGGGUCCCCAUCUGCGGGGCCUGCAGGAGACCCAUCGAGGGCCGCGUGGUCAACGCCAUGGGAAAGCAGUGGCACGUGGAGCAUUUUGUGUGUGCUAAGUGUGAGAAACCCUUCCUGGGACACCGUCACUACGAGCGUAAGGGCCUGGCCUACUGUGAAACGCACUACAACCAGCUGUUUGGGGAUGUCUGCUACCACUGCAAUCGUGUCAUUGAAGGAGAUGUGGUGUCUGCCCUUAAUAAGGCUUGGUGUGUCAACUGCUUUGCCUGCUCCACUUGUAACACCAAGCUGACCCUCAAGAACAAGUUUGUGGAGUUUGACAUGAAGCCGGUGUGUAAGAAGUGCUACGAGAAGUUCCCUCUGGAGCUCAAGAAGAGACUGAAGAAGCUGUCUGAGACGGUUGCGCGUAAAUGAAAACACACAUCUGUGCCGCUGGAAAGAGGGCAGGCACUCGAUAUGUGUGUGUUUUCAAUGAUUGAUUAUUAUUUUAGUACAGUUUUCAGCACUCUUGUGUUUUCAGGUACAGUUUGAAAGCCUUGACUUCAUGAACCUGAAAUUCGCAGUAUGUCUGACAUGUCGCAUCGCUUUAACCUGUCAAGUGCCUUUUGCCUUAAAAUCUACAGCGUAUUUUCACAGGCUUGCUUAUUUCCCUGCAAUGUAUAAAUAUAAACACACAAUGUCGGUCCUAUAUUUAAUAAGAGUUUACUCACUUUCAGACACCAAAGAUACAUGGAAGUAAAGUUACCAAAGAGCUCAGUUGAGAGAUUGAUGCCACACAGUGUUUUGCCUUGUUUGACUGAUGUUACUGCUGCAUUUCUGGAACAAUCAUGUCAAGCCAAAGACAUUGUAGCUUUAAUGAACAUGUGUAUAAUCUCAUUUGUAUCAUUAUAUGUAUUAUUAAUGACAUAUUUACUUUAAGAAUGUUGAAAAUACGUUAGUUUAGUUUGCUUUUUCAGUGCCACCCCAAUUCUGUGCAAACUGGAUUUUGUUGGUAUUUAAUCAGUAGUUAUCCAAGUUUAGAAAUUCGGUUCAUAAAAAUCCAAAAGAAAACAAUAUUUUUAUGCUAAGUGAGUACUGGAAGGCAGCUGGAUUACAGAAAAAAACCCCAAAACAAAUUCACAUGAACGCAGCUUCAGUUCUGCUCAGUUGAUAAAAUGUCUCCAACACACUGUCAACACAUGCUGAACAUACGGUAACAAGCAUCACAGUGACAGGAUUUAUUACAUGGCAACUGGUAACUGUGUGCGCGCGCGUGCGUGUGUGUUACAACACGACUGUUGUGGCAUGUGCAAGAGACCGGAUGUAACGUUAGCUGUUGGAACACUCGCCUGUGUUGUUGGUAAUCCAGGGAAAGCGAUCCUCUUAUUAAGGAGGUGCACCGACUUCCUCCGAGGCUCAGACCUCACUGAGGAUGAAAAGCCAACUGUUCUUUGUCCAAACAUUUCAUUUGAGUUUCUUUUCAUAAUUUUCCAUGAAAGCUUAACAGAAAUACACAUUCCACUAUUUUAUGAACACGAAGUACAUUCUACUACUAUUGUGCUUCCAUUGACAGCAGCCGCCAUGGUUUUUCUCAUGUCUAGUAAGAGUAAACCUGUUCGCUGAAGUAGGAACUUCAGUUGCACACUGCAUGGACAAGCACUGCUCUGAAAACUAAUUUGAACUCUGACAUGUUUAAAAGGUUGUUUCCACACCCAAAGCGCGUACUCCAGAUUUACUGUAAAUGAAAAGUUACUUUCCUUCCUGUCAGUAUGUUCACUCAUCUAAAUAAACACUUGUGCCAA
Molecule: messenger RNA, 2721 nt
Organism: Salarias fasciatus (jewelled blenny)
Lineage: Eukaryota; Metazoa; Chordata; Actinopteri; Blenniiformes; Blenniidae
Gene: lims2
Product: LIM and senescent cell antigen-like domains 2
Exons: 10
Coding region: 167-1354 (395 amino acids)
Biological process (GO): positive regulation of integrin-mediated signaling pathway; cell-cell junction organization; positive regulation of substrate adhesion-dependent cell spreading
Cellular component (GO): cell-cell junction; focal adhesion; cytoplasm
Source: RefSeq, a predicted model, not a curated record